Cryptococcus deneoformans JEC21 is the source of this 1443-nucleotide messenger RNA. RefSeq lists its product as hypothetical. The record is from RefSeq and is a predicted model, not a curated record. Lineage: Eukaryota; Fungi; Basidiomycota; Tremellomycetes; Tremellales; Cryptococcaceae. The transcript has 4 exons. Gene Ontology annotation, molecular function: 6-phosphogluconolactonase activity; protein binding. Bases 147 to 1328 code for a protein of 393 amino acids.
CCUUGGGCACCUACUUAAGUAGUCAAGAACAGUUACUCAUUCGUGAGGCCCUGUAUUCAUCCAUAUCGCACCAACCUUUCUGUUUCACGACCUUGCUAGAUAUUUUUAUUCGCAUAUCUACUCUAAAUAACCACAUUAUUUUCAUCAUGGGAUACCGGUUGAUAGCUUCCGGCGACCGUCCGUCCUUCACAGUCAUCGAAUUUGAUCCCGCCCAGUCGGCUUUGAAACUCGAACACAACUAUCCUGCUCCGCACAACUGCUCAUGGCUAGAGAAAUCACCCUUCCGCCAAGAGAACGAUGGCACUGUCGACAAACUUUUUGCAUUGUCGGAGGGCGAUGAAAAGGGAGAGCUGUUCACCUUCGAGCUCCACGGUGAGGACGUAAAGAUUACCAGUCGCGAACCGACUUUGGGUGCUCCGGCGCAAUUCCAGCUUCUUUCGGACAGGUCGGCAGUUGUUUUAGCUACAUACUUGGGAGGUUCCCUUGCCCUCUAUCCUCUUUCAGCCAACGGUACAUUCGCCAGCAACGUCAAACGCACUGAGAUCACCUUCGAUUUUACCUACUCAUCACAUCCAGGUGCUCACGGUCCUGUUCCAUACCGUCAAAAACAGUGUCAUGCCCACCAAGUUCUCGAACACCAGAAGACUGGGUGGUUCUUCUCAUGCGAUCUGGGCUCCGACCGCGUUUGGAUAGCUCGCCGAAGUCAAGGGAACGCGCAGCUCGAGGUGGUUGGGUCGCUCCACCUGCCCCCAGGCUCUGGACCAAGGCACGCUGUGUUUUCGAAAGAUGAGAAUCUCGCCUACGUUAUCUGCGAACUCUCUCACCAGGUGCACGCUUUUCCCCUUCCUUCGUCCACAACUGAAAACGUAGAAGACAUUCAGCCGCUCUCUGCAUUCUCUGCCAACGUCAUCCCUCCUAAUGUCCCGCUCGAGCAUCAGACUCUCAUGGACUCUUCCGAGAUUUGGCUUCACCCUACAAUUCCCAACGUCAUCUACGCUAGUAACAGGUGGCAACUGCACAUUGCUGAACGCCAGCCUGAAUCGCAGGAUGUCGCCCCACCGCCCAAGGGUGAUUCAUUGGCCAUCAUUCUGCUGAAUGAAACGGGCGACAAAGUGGAAAGCGUGAAACACGUCGAGACUGGACUGGACGCAAUCAGGGGCUUCAGAGUCAGUCCUGAUGGUAAAUAUGUGGCCGUGGCUGGUCAAGAAGGAGGUGGGGUUGAAGUGUAUGGCAUCACCGGAUCGAGAGGAGACGAAUGGGAUCUCAUCGCUCGAUUGGGGGAGAAGGAAGGCGUAGGAAGGGGUAUCAAAGACGUCCUUUGGCUGUAGCAAAGGGGUGAGACGAUUCUCCCGUUCUGAAUGAAAAUGCAUAAGGAAAGUCUCUGAAAAGGAAUUGAUUGGUAACGUUUACUCUCUAACAAGCGUGUUUCACACCCGGAAGUAU